AUGGACAACACAGAAGCAAUGGAUGUCGAAAACGGAGUAGAAAAGAAUGACAAAAAACUCCCCUUUUCAAUAGAAAACUUACUUUCAGACAAAUUUAAAGAAACAAAAAAUGUAACAAAUAAUGAACCUGGUGCAAGUGGUGAUAAUGAUAAAGCUGUGUUUGAUUAUCCGAAGUAUAAUGAUGAUAUUGAUGAUAAUGAUAAUGAGUCAGAUGAUGAUAAAAGUGAUGUUGAUGUGGAGAGCUCGACGGAUGCGCAGGAGUUGGAUAAAGUUGCUGAUUAUCAACAAUCAAGCUCCUCCAGAGGCAAGCGCGCGCGCACCGCAUUCAGCGCGCAGCAGAUCAAGAGUCUAGAGGCGGAGUUUGAGAAAAACCGGUACCUGUCUGUAGCCGCCCGCGGACGGCUGGCGCGGCAGUUACGGCUGACAGAGACGCAGAUCAAAAUCUGGUUCCAAAACCGACGCACAAAAUGGAAACGGAAGUACACCAACGACGUAGAAUUACUCGCGCAGCAAUACUACAGCAGUCUCGGCAUAGUCGCUCCCCGACCAAUGUUCGUAGGCGACCGAUUAUGGAUCUUCAACUACCCUAACCGAAUCCCACCAACACAACAGCAACAGUGGAUGAAAUCUAUUAACAUCACGCAACCACAGAUACAAAGAAGUUUACCUUUUAAACCGGAAGUGCCAUUCGCCAUGCCACCGUAUCCGAACGAACGCUUCUUUCCUGAACGCAACCUUUUGACAGCUCCUGUCAAAAUUCCAGCGCAACCCCGCCUUUUGCCGCGCGAAGUUUAUAGCAAUAUGGCGACUGCCCAAAGAAGUCUGGACGUUUAUAAGAAUAAUAUUUUAAGUCAUAGUCCUACUCAGGAGAACGUUGAUCAUUUGAGGAGGUUAGAGGAGAAUUUUAGCAUCUAAAUAUAGAAAUUUGAAGUAGUCAGCCAAGGUACCUAAUUGCAGUUAUUCAAGGCAAAAGCAACUACCUAAUACUCUAAAAAUACAAGUAGUGAGUGUAUAACUAGUCACUUAUUCAUGGCACACUUUCGCAUAUAUGUCAUAGAGUUCACACGUAGUUGUCAUAGUAUAAGAGGCUCUACUUCUUGAUGUAUUUGUAAGGGUAGUAGCAUUUGCCCCAUAGUUGCAAUUGCUCUGGCCGAACUUAUUGUAUUUACCAAAGAUUUGUUUAAUUUUUAAUAAGUGCUUUAUUUAAUAUAUUAUACCGGGUC
Molecule: messenger RNA, 1223 nt
Organism: Cydia strobilella
Lineage: Eukaryota; Metazoa; Arthropoda; Insecta; Lepidoptera; Tortricidae
Gene: lms
Product: homeobox protein ceh-30
Exons: 3
Coding region: 1-915 (304 amino acids)
Biological process (GO): cell differentiation; regulation of transcription by RNA polymerase II
Cellular component (GO): nucleus
Molecular function (GO): DNA-binding transcription factor activity, RNA polymerase II-specific; RNA polymerase II cis-regulatory region sequence-specific DNA binding
Source: RefSeq, a predicted model, not a curated record